Messenger RNA from Exaiptasia diaphana, 782 nucleotides. RefSeq lists its product as uncharacterized. NCBI's taxonomy places the organism in Eukaryota, Metazoa, Cnidaria, Anthozoa, Actiniaria, Aiptasiidae. The record is from RefSeq and is a predicted model, not a curated record. The annotation marks the transcript as partial. The transcript is spliced from 2 exons.
UCACAAUGUUCUUUUGAAAGACUUUCAAAUAAUUUUUAUCAAUUAUAAUUUGUAUAGAUUCGGGAAAAAACACAAAGGUAAGCAGCGACAAGCUAGAUCAUGAGACAGUUCUUAUUACUGAGGACUGGGCGAUGAAAUUUCUUCCCCAACGAUAUAGAGAGUCUCAGACCGAUUGGUUURCCAAGCGGGGUAUAUCCUGGCACAUUAGCGUCAUAGUGAGAAGAGUAAACAACGAAUUACAACAACAAGCAUUCGUUCACAUAGUAACAAACACCAGUCAAGAUAGUGAAACUGUCAUCCAGCUUAUCAAGCACACUUUGAUGCAGUUAAAAGAUGAACAUAAAGAAAUCAAAACAGCUUAUCUAAGACAGGACAAUGCAGCCUGCUACCACAACGCACCGUUACUGGCAUGCUGUCAUCUUUUGAAAGAAACAGGAAUCAAUGUAAAACAGGUCGACUUCAGUGACCCUCAAGGAGGGAAGGGCCCCUGUGACAGAAAGGCGGCCACUAUUAAAGCGCAUGUCCRUCGCUUCAUAAACGAAGGAAAUGACGUCAUCUCAGCUAGUGAUCUAGAAAAAGCGAUUUUAUCGUAUGGUGGCGUCAAUGGUGUACGUGUCAGUCUAGUAGACAUGGAACGAUUGCAACUGCAACCCUUGAAAUGGAAAGGCAUCAGUACUUUUAGCAAUUUCUCAUAUGAAGAUAACUCAUGUACAGUAUGGAAAGCUUACAAAAUAGGAACAGGACAAACCAUCCAAUAUUCUGACUUAGCAGUUCAUGCAAGG